Daphnia pulicaria is the source of this 1715-nucleotide messenger RNA. Its product is annotated as nuclear pore complex protein Nup155-like. Gene Ontology annotation, biological process: protein import into nucleus; RNA export from nucleus; transcription-dependent tethering of RNA polymerase II gene DNA at nuclear periphery. Gene Ontology annotation, molecular function: structural constituent of nuclear pore. The coding region runs from base 1 to 846 and encodes 281 amino acids. The record is from RefSeq and is a predicted model, not a curated record. Gene Ontology annotation, cellular component: nuclear pore; nuclear pore inner ring. Lineage: Eukaryota; Metazoa; Arthropoda; Branchiopoda; Diplostraca; Daphniidae. The transcript has 4 exons.
AUGUUAGCUUAUCUUAUGUUUCCUUCGACAUUUGAGAAACAUGAGCAUGCUUUGUUACUAUUCACUCUACUACUUGAGAAGAAUAUGUCCUUAAACGCAAUACCAAACUCAACUGUCGAAAAUAAAGAUAGUGGAAUUUCAAUGGAUGAUUCUUUGAUUUCAUCAGUCGUAGAUGUGGUAGUUGCAGGAAGUAUUUAUGUGAAACCUGUUGAAAAACACUUACUGACCACUACAAUGCAGUUGUUUGGUUUCUGUAUUUUGAAGCAACACCAAGUGGGAGUAAUCGAUGUAGCUUUGACCAAACGAGAUUGCCUCGUCGUAAUGUCAACUGGUGGUGGGAAAUCCUGUCGCAAAAUCAAUCACUCAAAGAGCACCUUGUCCUAUCUGAUUCCGUCAUUCAUCAAUGCGGCCUUCAGUGAAGAGGAUCCCUUCGUUCAGAUGGUGCAAGAUGAGACUAGGCGCAUUCUCUACACCCGUUUGGAAAAGGAAACCAUUCAAGUCUAUGAUUUGGGCCACGACGGACAAGCCAUGACCCGUGUGGCUGCCAUCAACACCAGCACAAUUGUCCAGUCGGCUGCCAACAUUGCCUUGGUGGUUGGUGGAUCGAUCCAGCCUUUGGUUUGCAUCGCUCCCGUAGAGUCAAGGGAGUCGACCAAUUUGCACCUUGUAGCCAUUACGGCCUCUGACGUCCGGCUGUACUUUAGCACAUUGCCCUGGCGUAGUUUCAACGAAGCCACGCCUUCUAGCCACUCGGUGACACUGCAACUGGUUCAAGUUCGACUCACACCCGGCUACGCGGCAAACGCUUCGCCUCAACGGCCCCAGCAAGUCCAUUCGGCGCUCUAAUCUCACGGAACGACUUUUUUAGCAACCACCACGGCUUCGGACAAUGAUGUGAUCUGGACCUUGUCCUAUUCUCUGUUUCCAGCUUCCCAGCAACUGUCGGAGACGCAAAACACUCUUUGCUUGGACGGAAAGACCUGGGCGCUGGCUGAAGUCACUCCAGCUCCUAAAAGGGCCAUUGAUGCGUCGGCGUUGGCUCCACCGGCCCCAGAACCGCCACUCAUCGUCACCCAACACUCGCUGGGACCGCGAAAAUUCAUUUUCCUGACGACCCAGUGCUGUCACGUCGUCACCCAGCUGAGGCCGGUGGAUAUGCUACGCCAGUCGCUCUUUGAUGCUUCAGGACCAGACAGUACGGCCGUUCGGGCAUUUUUCCAGGUUCUUCGAGAAGAUCAGGCCUGCGCCACUGCCCUCAUUUUGGCCUGUUCCACCAGCAUUCAAGACUCUCAGCUGGCCGAUUGGGCCGCCCGGGCCUUUUUCCUCCACGGUGGCGAUGUGAAAAUCUCUUCCCAUUCGAUCCAUCCCAUUUCGUCACCCGCUUCGCCUUUCAUUGUCAACUCUCCCGGCCAUUUGAACACGACGCCCAGCCACUUCCAGCACCAACAAUCUGACUCGACCUUCACUUCGCCCGACGGUGGCGGAAUGGGCAGAUUCAACCCCAACGCCAUUUUGACUCCCCAGUUGGCGCCCUAUUCGCCCCAGUCGAAUACCAUGCUGGCCGGUGGAGGUGGCGAAGCGACCGACUAUCAGUUCUCUGGCCGCCACAACGGACUCUACUUGUAAUUCGGUCGUAUUCUCAGACCAGUUUGGCUCAUUCCCCUGGUCAGGGAUGUAGGCAAACCUCAACAGCCCAUUUUUUUUCAGUCACUUCA